Messenger RNA from Colletotrichum scovillei, 1837 nucleotides. Its product is annotated as acyl-CoA dehydrogenase. The transcript has 5 exons. Bases 277 to 1632 code for a protein of 451 amino acids. Lineage: Eukaryota; Fungi; Ascomycota; Sordariomycetes; Glomerellales; Glomerellaceae. The record is from RefSeq and is a predicted model, not a curated record. Gene Ontology annotation, molecular function: oxidoreductase activity, acting on the CH-CH group of donors; flavin adenine dinucleotide binding.
CCCAGGAUCCCCACCUUUUGGGGGACCCUACUCCCUAGGCAGCUCCAGACUCAACCUCGGCUUGCCGGCUCGUCCCAUCAGUCGUCUACCGUACGAUGAGACUAAACACUCCUUGUUCAAAAAGGGAGUAGAGAUCCAUGCCCAAUUGACGUUGUUCCCCGUUUCCUGCAUCUCUGUACUCUUCCAUAUCUUCCAAACCUCUCAAAUUCCCAAUUCUGAGACGAAUCAAUCUUGUACCGUUCACCUCAAUUCGCCUCGCUCACGUAUUUCCCCAAGAUGACGUCCAGAGUCCCAGCCCUCGUUCUGGAUCGCCUCAGCGAUCGCGCCAAAGAGGCGCUUGAUCUCGUGGCCAAGUUUGUCGAAGAAGAGUGCAUCCCAGCAGACCCCGUCCUAGACGCCCAGAUCGGCCAGGGCGAUGCGAGAUGGGACCACCACCCGGCCAUUGUCGACGACCUCAAGGUCAAGGCCAGGAAGCUGGGCCUGUGGAACAUGUUCUUGCCAAAGGGCCACUACAAGGAGUCGCCCGGCUUCACGAAUCUCGAGUACGGCCUCAUGGCUGAGUGGCUCGGCAAGUCGCGCGUCGCCUCCGAGGCCGUCAACUGCGCGGCGCCCGACACGGGUAACAUGGAGGUGCUGGCCAAGUACGGAAACGAGGAGCAAAAGGCAAAGUGGCUCAAGCCGUUGAUGGAGGGCCAGAUCCGCUCUGCGUUCUUGAUGACGGAGCCCGAGGUUGCCUCGUCGGACGCGACCAACAUCCAGCUCAGCAUGCGCAAGGAGGGCAACGAAUACGUCCUGAAUGGCUCGAAAUGGUGGUCCAGCGGUGCCGGUGACCCCAGAUGCUCGGUUUACAUUGUCAUGGGCAAGAGCGACGCAAACAACAAGGACCCCUACAGGCAACAAUCCGUCAUUCUCGUCCCCGCGGACACAAAGGGCAUCACCAUCCACCGCAUGCUGCAGGUCUACGGCUACGACGAUGCGCCCCACGGCCACGGCCACGUUAGCUUCAAGGACGUCAGAGUCCCUGCCAGCAACUUGGUGCUCGGCGAGGGCCGCGGCUUUGAGAUUAUCCAGGGCAGACUUGGUCCCGGUCGCAUCCACCACGCCAUGCGUACCAUUGGCGCAGCCGAGCGAGCUCUCGAGUGGAUGCUCAUGCGCAUCAACGACCCGACCAAGACGCCGUUCGGCAAGCAGCUCAAGGAGCACGGCGUCAUCCUCGAGUGGGUAGCCAAGUCCCGCAUCGAAAUUGACGCCGCCCGCCUGGUGGUCCUCAACGCGGCCAUCAGGAUGGACGACCUCGGCCCCAAGAAGGCGCUCAAGGAGAUCGCCGAGGCAAAGGUUCUCGUCCCGCAGACGGCGCUGACCGUCAUCGACCGCGCCAUCCAGUCGUUCGGCGCGGCCGGCGUCUGCCAGGACACGCCGCUGGCGGGCAUGUGGGCCAACAUCCGCACGCUGCGGCUCGCUGACGGACCGGACGAGGUGCAUCUGCAGCAGCUGGGCAAGAACGAGAACAAGAGGGGUAAGGAGGUCACGGACAAGAUCCAGUGGCAGAAGCAGAAGACGGAGCAGCUGCAUGCGCAGUACAAGACCUCGACGUUCCAACCUGGGGCGAAGAUUACCAAGUCCAAGCUGUGAGGUUGCGUCGCGUCGCGUCGCCAGCUAGGCGUUUUUGUAUAGUUGAAUGAUAUCUUUUUGUGUACAACAUCGUGAAUGACAGGGCCUUUGGUCAGUCUAGGCCCUGUCCCUCCCCAGAUAGGGUUGACAAUUGGGAUGAGAGAAGUGAUCUGCAACCCGUUGGCCCGCCGCCGCUCCAUGUUCCUCUGAGUCACACUAGCACCCC